AUGAGUGACUCGGUAGAAAAUACUGAGGAUUCCAACGAUAACUUGAUAAUUAGAGCAUAUAACGUGCCUUCUGAGUAUACAAUUUCGAAAUUCCACGACCUUAUAAAGGAGAACUGUUCAGCUGCUCAACUGGAGAGUAUAAUUCCGCCACAGCCCUGGGACGAUCCUGUGGAUACUUGUUGGAUAAUAAUUUGUAAAAACUCUAAAACUUAUAAAUCGCUUCUGGCUCUGGAGGACAUUUGGUUGAAAGCCGACAAAAACGAUAAGUUCUCACCUGCUGUUACAUUUUUACCUGGACAACAACACGAUCUUCCUCACAUACCUUCCAAAUCUGAUGAACAGCUUCUCAUCAACCAGUUUACGCCAACUUAA
This is a messenger RNA of Theileria annulata, 372 nucleotides long. RefSeq lists its product as uncharacterized. The transcript has a single exon. NCBI's taxonomy places the organism in Eukaryota, Apicomplexa, Aconoidasida, Piroplasmida, Theileriidae. The record is from RefSeq and is a predicted model, not a curated record. Bases 1 to 372 code for a protein of 123 amino acids.